This is a messenger RNA of Lactuca virosa, 968 nucleotides long. Lineage: Eukaryota; Viridiplantae; Streptophyta; Magnoliopsida; Asterales; Asteraceae. The record is from the annotation of a GenBank genome assembly.
CAACCUCAGCACACCGGAAGGCCGAAGCUAAACCCCGGACCAUGGACGCGAACGUUUGUCGUCUCCGGCCUCUGGUGCGACUGUUUAUAUCUUCACCGUGUUCUCGACAUCUGCAAGCACAUAGACUCUUCUCUUCAUCCUCCGACGACCAGAGCUGCCGGAGUCGUUCGUUAUUCUUCGGUGAUUCGGAAAAACGGAGCAGAGGAAGUGAUGUCUACCGGCACACUCUCAAAACGCAACGUCCUCCCACAAUUCGGUGGCAAAAGGAGUUGGAAAAUCACGCCAGCUUCAUUGGCCGAGUCAAUUCCCCUCUUAAAAAGUUCACCACGAAUGGCGGAUUACUCUGUGCUCAUACUCGCCUCAAAGUCGAGUCUCCAUCGGGCUCAAACAGGUUUCUUAUGAUAUUCUUGGAUAUGUGGGAAGAUAUGGCAGAGUUAUGUAUCCAACAUCUAAAACCAAAUGACUAUAUAUAUGUUUCAGGGUAUCUACGAUCAUUUACACUAGCUUCUAAUAAUGGAAACAUCAUAUUGCUACCAAAGGUUAUUGUGAAAGAAAUAAAUUAUGUUGCAAGUAACAAUAAAAAUACCAAGAAUAUUAUACAAGAUUCUGGGGAAUCAAUUCUAGAAAAACACAGAAAACGUCUUCAUUUGUGGCAAGUAUUCUUCACAAAUCCAUAUGAAUGGCGAGAUUUAAGAAAAUCCAAGAUCAAUCCAAGACAACCGGAUUUUAAGCACAGGAGUUCGGGUGAAGCCCUGUGGCUUAAACCAUGUGAUCCACCAUGGGUUAUGAGACAGCUACGGCUGCAGGAUUCUAGAAUGGGUGGCAUCCGCCUUGGAGAACGUUUAAGCCACCGUUCAUCUCUUUUCCCAUUAAGUUAUGAUGACAGUUGAAGAGUUUAGCAAUUUCUGUAUAUAUUUCUUUGGAAUGUGUAUUUUUUAUUUAAUUUUAAAUGAAACGGCUAAUAUAAA